This is a messenger RNA of Sparassis crispa, 1764 nucleotides long. RefSeq lists its product as uncharacterized. Gene Ontology annotation, biological process: regulation of DNA double-strand break processing. Gene Ontology annotation, molecular function: protein binding. The record is from RefSeq and is a predicted model, not a curated record. Gene Ontology annotation, cellular component: nucleus; site of double-strand break. Bases 1 to 1764 code for a protein of 587 amino acids. The transcript has 11 exons. NCBI's taxonomy places the organism in Eukaryota, Fungi, Basidiomycota, Agaricomycetes, Polyporales, Sparassidaceae.
AUGGCCGACAUGGAUGUUUUCACAGCCAUGGGGAUUGCGGGCUUUGGCAAGAAGCAUAAGCAAAGACAGCUUGAUCCGAAGCGCUUCGAAAAGAGCAAGCGUGAAGAUGCUACGUCGACCUCUACUGGGCACAGCAGAAACGAGGAGGAUAUUGUUCCUUCUACGUCAAGCAGUUAUGUUAGACUAGAGCAAACGACUGUCGAACAUGAGCCAGAAUUCGACCCAGAUGAGAUGGGUCCUCCUCCACCGCCCGUCAACGGCUCAAAUAAGAACAACGGGGAACCUGAUUUCGACAUCUCUGAUGAUGAGGAGUCUGAACCUCCCCAAUUUCCUGUAACGCAUGAGUUGUCACUAAAAGACCAUACGAAAGUGGUCUCUGCGUUGACUCUUGACCCGUCUGGAGCUCGUAUAUUGUCUGGCUCACACGAUUAUGACUGCAAGCUCUGGGAUUUCGGGGGGAUGGACUGGAGGUGUAAGCCGUUCAAAACUUGGGAGCCUGCGGGUACUUACCACAUUCACGACCUAAAAUACUCGAAUGACGGCCAGCAAUUUUUGGUCGUUUCUGGCACGACACAGGCCAAACUGUAUGAUCGUGACGGAGAGGAACUUGCCACCUUUGUCAAGGGUGAUCCGUACAUCCGAGACAUGAAAAAUACAGCGGGCCAUGUUGCCGAAUUGACUUCGUGCGCCUGGCACCCUUACGACUCCCAGACAUUCAUAACUAGUUCUACGGACUCGACAAUACGCAUCUGGGAUGUUGAGAACAAAAGGAAGCAGAAGACAGUGAUCGUUGUCAAGUCCAAGGAACGUGGGGCCCGUACAAAAGUAACUGCGUGCGGUUAUUCACAUGACGGCAGUCUUAUUGGAGGAGUUUGCUUGGAUGGGGCAUUGCACAUGUGGCAGACAAAGUCGAACUAUGUUCGACCUAACAUGUCCAUUGAAGGUGCUCAUACGAGGGGCACGGAGUCAGGAUCACUGGUGUACUCUGUUGACGGGCGUACGGUACUAACGAGAGGGGGCGACGACACUGUAAAGCUCUGGGAUCUUCGGGCGUUUAAGAAGCCGCUGGCGACGCGUUCGAAUCUCACCACGUUGUAUCCCACAACAAACGCUAUUUUCAGCCCAGACGACAAGUAUGUAGUUACCGGAGCGGGCGCAAUGUCGAAGGGUGAGAAGGGCCGGCUGAUGUUCUUGCAGAAGGACAACCUGGAGUCCGUCAAGGAGCUCGAGGUAGACACAACGCCCGUAAAAGUCUUCUGGCAUUCCAAGAUCAAUCAGAUCAUCACUGGCCUGGCGAACGGUCAAAUAUGUGUGUUAUAUUCACCACAUACGUCUAUCAACGGCGCGAAGCUGCCACUCAGCAAGGGCCCUCCGAGGAAGGCUACGAUCGAGGAUAUGUCCGACGCUGUCUCUGCUCCUAACAUCAUCACACCGCAUUCGCUGCCCAUGUUUCGCGAUGGCGAGGACGGCCGUGGCAGUAAGCGCAAGAGGGAGAAGGACCGGAUGGAUCCUCGCAAGAGCAGAAGACCAGAACUUCCCGUCACGGGACCUGGCCGUGGAGGCAGAGUUGGUGCCAGUGCUACGCAACACGUCGUGCAGAACCUGGUGCGAGACACGACAAGAGACGAAGAUCCUCGAGAAGCGUUGCUCAAGCUGGCUUCGACGGACGAAGAGCCAGUGUGGACUGCAGCGUGGCGGGAAAACCAGCCGAGACCUGUGUUUGCGAAGGCGCAGAAAGAGGACGAGGAGAAGGAGGAGGAGUAG